AUGGCCUCCCACUCUGGGGAGCCAGGGCUCCUGCCCUGUGGAUCCUGUGACAUGGUUUUCCGCUCCUGGGCCCUAUUGGCCACUCAUACUCAGCACUUCUGCAUUGGCCGUUUAACCCAGGAGGUGACACUUGGAGCACAGCCUUCAAAAGCCUCUGAACCACGAGGCCCCAUGCUUGUGUCACAGGAACACCAGGGCUUUCCAGACCAGGAGGCCAGCAAAUCGGCUCUAAGGAGGCUAACAGAAGAGGUGCAGGGACUGCGGCUGUACUUGCAUGAAAUGCAACCCUGGAUAACAGCAAUUCCCAGGGGGUCAGCGGGGCCCUGGGAGCGUUCAGAGGUUCCAACCCAGGGCCCCAAUUCAGAGUCUGCUGGGAGCCCCGGCGAGCGGCUGCGGGCCCUGCACCUUACUCACACCAGGCGUGCGGCGGAGACAAAGGCACAGAGCCAGGCUCUGGAGCUACGCCGCGAAGAACUGAAACGGCGCCUCCAAGGUUUGGCCCAGACCCGGAGCGGUAUAUCACGUCUAUUAGGCCUGGAGCGGGAGCUUGGAGAACUCCGGGCCGAGGCUGGGCGAACAAGGGGAGCUCUAGAGGUGUUAGGAACGCGCGUUCAGCAGCUACAGUCCGAGCCCCGGACCUGGCUAAACUCGCGAGAGACAGAACUUUGUUGUCCAGUGCUACAGUCCCAACCAGUGACUCUGGCUGCUGAGAUCGGAGCCUUGCGUGAGUCCUACAUUCGAGGUGGGGGCCAGGACCCCGGCGUUCUGGGCCAGAUGUGGCAGAUGCAAGUGGAGGCAUCAGCCCUGGAGCUUCGGCGGUCACGUACCCGCAGGGGAAGGAGGGCAGGUUCCACGUCCCGGGAGCUUCUAGUAGUGGAGGCUGAAAACCGGCGCCUGGAGGCAGAAAUCCUGGCUUUGCAGAUGCAGAGGGGCACAGGUCAGGCACCCUGGGGGUCCAGGGAGCCACAAUUUGUAGCCAAUCCCAGCCCACUCCUGAGGAGGGAAGAUCCCCCACGCCUCCCACCACCAGUGGCUCCCCCGCUGCCACCAGGACUCAACUCUUCCCCACAGCCACAGCUUCCUGGAGCCAUAACCAGAAACCUGGGCUUGAAUCCACACUUUGUCCUGCCCACAGAUGACAUUCUGGGCCCUGCACCCUAUGACCCUGGGGCUGGCCUGGUCAUUUUCUAUGACUUCCUGCGGGGCCUUGAGGCAUCUUGGAUUUGGGUGCAACUGAUGACUGGCUUGGCCCGAGAUGGACAGUAUACAGGAGGGACCACAGCUUUGCCCCCAGCCGUUUGUUUGCCCCCUCCUCCAGCUCCUGGGCCCAUGGGCAACUGUGCCAUCCUUGCCAGCAGGCAGCCUGUACUCAGACUACCACCCUCACCAUCAGUAUCCUUAGUCUGUGAGCUACAAGCCUGGCAUGGACUGGCUUGGGCUAGGGCACCACAACCAAAGGCCUGGGCCUCGCUGGUGCUCUUUGACCAGGAUCAGAGGGUACUAAGUGGCCGUUGGCGACUCCCACUUCGGGCCCUUCCUCUGGAUCCCAGCCUUAGCCAUGGGCAGCUAAAUGGAAUUCCCCAGGUGGGUCAGGCUGAGCUCUUUCUGCGGCUGAUGAAUGCAAGAGAUGCAGUUAUUCAAAUGCUGGCAGAGAUCAAUCCAACCAGUGCCCAUGAGUACCAGUACCCACCUCUGGUGUACAGCUCAUCUUCACUGGAAGCCAGCUCACUUGCCCCAAAGGCUGGCUUUGUUGAUCCCCCUCCUCCCGCAGAAGAGCCCCUUAGCAGCAGAGUCAAGGGUAGAGAUGAAGGUUUGGGCCCUCACCAGCUUUAAUCCACCCCCACUGGCUUUCUGAGUCCAGGAGAAUGUGGUAAGAAUAGUUUUAACACAUACAGGAUUAGAUCCUAACUUAGGCCUA
Messenger RNA from Molossus molossus (Pallas's mastiff bat), 1918 nucleotides. RefSeq names its product coiled-coil domain containing 17 (gene CCDC17). Lineage: Eukaryota; Metazoa; Chordata; Mammalia; Chiroptera; Molossidae. Bases 1 to 1833 code for a protein of 610 amino acids. The record is from RefSeq and is a predicted model, not a curated record. The transcript has 13 exons.